Molecule: messenger RNA, 3145 nt
Organism: Wyeomyia smithii (pitcher-plant mosquito)
Lineage: Eukaryota; Metazoa; Arthropoda; Insecta; Diptera; Culicidae
Exons: 9
Coding region: 624-2252 (542 amino acids)
Source: RefSeq, a predicted model, not a curated record
AAGUCGCAUUGAAUCAGUUUUCAUGUAGCUUUGUUGUAGUAUAGAUGGCUUGUUUUUCUGUGGUUUUAGUGUAGGGUCAGGGGAAAAGAAAAAGUUUGGUGUUGUAGCUUACUUUUAUUGCUAAAAUUUUUAUCGUCGCAAAUCUCUCGUUGUUCCUGUAAACCCGUGAAUACCGAAAGGAAGCCUUGGAAGAUAUCGAAUCGAUAAUCAGGAAAAUUCUAACGCAAGCCGAGAAAACCCGUGUCGAACGAAGCGUCGACUGAAGAAAACAAGUGCUGGAGUGCAAUGAAAAGCAAUGUGAAAAGUUCAAUGUUAUGAGCCUUGAGUGGAUUACAUAAAUUUUGCCUUUCCCUUGGAGAGCGACGCGGGUACGGCAAGUGAUAAAAUUAAACAGCCACGCUGGUGUGAAGUAUAUUUUGCAAUGUAGUAUAGUUACGAGGUAUCAAGUAACACAAUUAAAAUCGCUACCACAAGUGAGAAUUGGAGUUCUAUUUUUAACCCCAUCCCGAAGGAAACAGGUUGCGCUGCUGAAUCUCGUUGCCUGAAGAGCAACAAAAGAAAGGGCUUGCAGAGCGACAAAUCAACGAUCAAUCGAAAUUGCAUUGUCAGGCUGUCUGCGGGGCAUGGAUAUUGCGGCAUUUGCAUCGACAAUGGCUACAAAGGCUGCUGCUAGGGAUCACGCAAGCCAGCCAGCUGACUUCACCAGUGGGGAAACUUCCGGUUCGUUUAACGGGGCUACCGCUUCGGAUGUCAGAGCCAACAAGCUGAAAUCGUUUAUGGGGAAAACCCCAAGUGCCAUCAAGUCCAAGUUUCUAUCCGUACUUGGCAACAGCACGGAGAUUAUCAAUGGCAUAUCGAAUAAGAUUGAUGCCGCGCUCAGUUUAACAUCCUCCGAAGAAACGGAAACGACCGAGAACCGUAACCAAGCGAAGGUGGACAGUAUGCUAAGACAAAAGUAUGAAGCGGCGCAUUGGAAGCAUCCAGAUGAUCAUACGGCGGGAAAUGAAGUUGAUUUCGAGCUUCGCAGAGCCAAAGAGCGACGAGCACACGAAGAGGUGCUCUCAGGACGCUACAGAAAUCCAGCAUUUAGCCAUCCCGUUUCGAACGGAAGCAGCAGCCAACCGGCGGAGAAACCGCCUGCAAACAGUAUUAGUACCGAGUUUACUCACAGUAACUAUAGCAAUAAUUCCUGUUCUAUUGAUUCGAAAUCGCCUCAACCGCCCCUCGGAGACGGGGAAAGUGAUCUAGCAGUGGAAAUAACCUCACAAUCCGUACCAGUAGUGGAAGCCGUUCCGUCCGGCAAAGAUCACAUUAGAGAAACUAAAAUUGGUAUACCUAGCAGUGCCUCAACUAGUGACAACGAGUCCUGCGUGCUCAGUGCCACCCUGGAAUCGUCUGAGUUGAAGAUGUGGAUUCGAUCUGAGUCGGAGAAUUCGGUGCCAUCGUGGGCAUCGUCUAUCAGCCUUGACAGUCAGUCAGAGGAAGCAAUUCUGGAUUUUAUGAAGCGGUUCGUGAAAAUACUGUUUCGAGAAAGUUCCUCCAUUACACUGGAGUUAAAGUCCGACUUCGGCCAAUACGCGCGGACAGAAACUGGUCGCCUGUGGUUCUCUCGCUUGAUCAACGCACAACGAGCCAAAGCUAAGCGGGUAGACGAAUCGACUUUCUACUCGUUGAUUCAGUAUUUCGCGAUUGUGUUGUUCGAGUGUGCCGAAAGUGAGGACUUUUCCCCGGCUAAAACUCUUAUGAAUAUGUGCUUUACCUUCUACCAUGACAUUGACGUUCCUGGUUGUGAACCGUAUCGUGAAUAUUUGUACACCUACUUGCGGGAUCAGCCGAUUUGGCACUCUUUGCGUUUCUGGAAUGCGGCCUUCUUCGACGCUCUGCAAACCGAGCGAAAGCACCGACCAGUUCCUCCUACAAAAUCGACAAACCAGCUGGCCAAGACGGAUGAUACAGCCGGGUGUCAUGUGCUUGCUGUGCCUGAAGCAGAACGAUCUUCGUCAACCAGUGCCUGUGACCGGACGGAUCCUUUCGAGUUGCAUGAGGACAAAAAAUACCAUCAGAAUCUCAGUUUUGGACAGUUAGGAAGUUUCACAUGUAACAUGCACGCAUUUGGCCUUAGUCGGGAGUUGUGCUAUGAAUUUCUAAUGAAACAAUGCGUCAUAGCAAAUUUAAACAUGGAACAGCAAAAACUUCUCAAGGAAAAUGUUGACCGAAUGUAUCGCGAGACGGAUCCCUGGCGCGAAAACUAGAACAUCAGGAUGUGUGGUGGUAGACUGACGGCUGUUCAACUCAUUUCGUUCUAGACAAUUUAGACUCUCUUAUCACUUAGAUUAGGCAAUUUUUCUUCACCCUGAAUAGCAAUCUAUAGUUUUUAGUCGUUCGAAGAUGUAGCCCAACACAGAUGCAGUAGUGGCAAAGGAUUUUAAUCUCUUGGAAUGUUGUUGUAUGAGUAACGUGAGCAGCCAGAGACGUUAAAUACAAGUAUUUGUAUUUGUGAUAUAUUUUUGUGAUUUUUAGCUGAUGAUAACAAAAUUGUCUGUUGAUAUUAUUAGGUUACUGUUUAAUGAAUCAUAGACGCUGAGGCAAUAGCAAACGAAUCGGUUUUCUACCAAAUGUUACCGUCGCAAUCAAUUCGGUGCGAAUGAAUCGAAACAUGAUAAGUAUUUUUUACACAUUCCAGUUAGGUACGAGUAAUAGUAAACAGAUAGUGCUUAUAGAAGAUACAAAGAAAAGUCAACGUGCGAUGCUGAAAAACGAUUGGAAGGUUAGGGUGAGCAGAUUUGUUUUAAAAGGACAAUAAAGAGUACGGUUUAAUUCGCAAAGAUAGCAAUACAAAAAAAAAACAAAACGGAAGGAAUUUCGAAACAUUGGGAUAUGGGAUGUACCAAACAAAACAUAACGCGCUUCUCGAUAAUUAGUUAGUAUUUUGAUAAGGUGAAUAAUUGAAACGGUAAGAGCAAGGUUUCCUUGCUACUAAAGUAAGAGUUAAGUGGAUCAAGUAUGACGAUACUGGAAGCAAACGUCAUCAAAUGGAUUGAAGUUGUUGUAUUUUGUUACCAAUCACAUUUGUUACUAAUCCAGGAGUGAACGGCUUCGGAUAGAAUCAGAAAAAUAUAUUAAUUCAAUUUGACCAACAGUUUAA